Molecule: messenger RNA, 1928 nt
Organism: Phragmites australis (common reed)
Lineage: Eukaryota; Viridiplantae; Streptophyta; Magnoliopsida; Poales; Poaceae
Product: probable pectinesterase/pectinesterase inhibitor 51
Exons: 2
Coding region: 171-1790 (539 amino acids)
Biological process (GO): cell wall modification
Molecular function (GO): pectinesterase activity; pectinesterase inhibitor activity
Source: RefSeq, a predicted model, not a curated record
AUCCACUGUGAAUUACUGUCUAUACUCCCAUAAAUUACUGUUCCUGAAACGUCGAGCCGGUUCCUGAAAAUCCCAUUCAUCCGCUUCCCUUCCCGUCUGCAUCCCCAAUAUAACCAUCACCCCACACACACUCCCAGUCGCGCGCGCAGGCACACAUCCAACCAUCACCAAUGCCUCCUCCGGCUCGCCUCCUUCCCCUCCUCCUCGUCCUCCUCUUCCACCUCCCCGUCUCCCUCUCCUCCCGCCACCACCACCACAGCAACCCCUCCCCCUCACCGUCCGCCCCGCCGGCGUCCUCCGAUGCGGCGCCACUCGCCGUCCACCUGGCCUGCAACGCCACACGCUUCCAGCCCACCUGCGUCUCCACGCUCUCCAGCGCCGGCUCCGAUGCCUCCAUCUCCGACCUCCUCGCCGCCACGCUCUCCGCGCUCCGCGCGCGCCUCCCGCCCGCCGUCUCCACGGCCAAGUCCGUCCUCGCCGCCUCCUCCAACGUGAACCUGUCCAACGCCGCCACCAACUGCCUCACCUUACUCUCGAUCUCCUCCCACCGCCUCGCGCCGUCCCCCUCGCCGUCGCUCCUCUCGGCCUCCACCGCGCUCCUCCACCUCUACGACUGCUGGUCCGCCUACAAGUACGUCAACUUCUCCAGGACCGUCUCGGACGCCAUGGCCUACCUCGACGACACCAUCGCCGUCAACAGCAACUACAUCUCCAUGCUCGCCGCGCGGCAGCGCUACGGCGACGACACCUCCCGCUGGGCCCCGCCUCAGACGGAGCGCAACGGGUACUGGCCUCCCGCCGCGGCGGAGAGUUCCGCCGACGUGGACGCGCUGGGCGUGCCCAAGGGGCUCCCGGCGAACGUGACGGUGUGCGGCGCCGGGUGCGACUACAGGACGGUGCGGGAGGCGGUGGCGGCGGCGCCGGACUACGGCGCCGAUAUGUUCGUGGUGCACGUGAAGGAGGGUGUGUACAAGGAGACGGUAAGCGUGCCGUGGGAGAAGACGAACGUGGUGGUCGUAGGCGACGGCAUGGGAAGGACGGUCAUCACCGGCGACCUCAACGCCGACACGCCCGGCGUCUCCACCUUCAACACGGCCACCGUAGGCGUGCUCGCGGAUGGCUUCAUGGCGCGCGACCUGACGAUCGCCAACACCGCGGGUCCCGACGCGCACCAGGCCGUGGCGUUCCGCUCCACGGGCGACCGCACGGUGCUGGACACCGUGGAGCUCCUGGGCCACCAGGACACGCUGUACGCGCACGCCAUGCGACAGUUGUACACCCGGUGCCGCGUCUCCGGGACCGUCGACUUCGUGUUCGGCAACUCUGCAACCGUGCUGCACGACACCGCCCUCAUCGUCCUGCCGCGGCAGUUGCGCCCGGACAAGGGCGAGAACGACGCCGUCACGGCGCAGGGCCGCACCGACCCCGCCCAGCCCACGGGGAUCGUGCUCCGCGGCUGCGUCGUCAACGGCAGCGAGGAGUACCUCGCCCUGUACCGCCAGAAGCCCGAGGCUCACCGCGUCUACCUGGGCCGGCCCUGGAAGGAGUACUCCCGGACCGUGUACGUCGGGUGCACGCUCGCGGAGAUCGUGCAGCCGCGGGGGUGGAUGGCGUGGAACGGGGACUUCGCGCUCAAGACGUUGUACUACGGCGAGUACGACAGCGCUGGCCCCGGCGGCGGCGACGCCAGCCGGAGGGUGGCGUGGAGCAGCCAGGUGCCCAAGGGCCACGUCGACGCGUACAGCGUCGCCAACUUCAUACAGGGGCACGAGUGGAUACCCAAAGUGUAGCAAUACUCGUAGCAAGUAUAGUAUCAAAGGAAUAUGUACGAUGAACUAGUGGGCCGGUCGAUUGAGGCGGUGCCAGUGCCACUGACAUGAGAGUGUUGCAUACCACUAUGAAAAUGCAAGUGAAAAGAGUGGGAAACC